Messenger RNA from Danaus plexippus (monarch butterfly), 1975 nucleotides. It is a transcript of the gene PIG-S, whose product is annotated as GPI transamidase component PIG-S. Bases 172 to 1731 code for a protein of 519 amino acids. Gene Ontology annotation, cellular component: GPI-anchor transamidase complex. Lineage: Eukaryota; Metazoa; Arthropoda; Insecta; Lepidoptera; Nymphalidae. The transcript is spliced from 11 exons. The record is from RefSeq and is a predicted model, not a curated record. Gene Ontology annotation, biological process: attachment of GPI anchor to protein.
AGCACUGACAAGUAACAUCAAAAUAAAAUGUCUAAGAUUGCGAUCGUUUAUGUUGAUGUGAGAAUUUUUUGGAUUAAUGCUAGUUUAAACUAAGUGUUCUCCAGUUUUUGAAAAGGCGAAGUUGUAACCCUCUUCUUUUAGGUGAUUCAAAGAUUUUAUCUCUGUAACAAAAUGCCGAAACUGGACAAAAAAAGUGCUGAAGAGGCUAAUCGUAUGUGGGCCAGCGCGUCGUUUGUUGGUGUCCUGAUCAUUAUAGGCUUGCCAUUAUGGUGGAAGACCACUGAAGUGUACAGGGUGGCUCUUCCCUACGAUGAGAUUAACGCUUUCGAUACUGAUUCCCACUUCAUCACAACCGAGCUGGUGGUGCUGGCCAACGAUGAGAAGACCGCUGCUAAGAUGGCCGAGGAUAUUGCGAAGGCUUUCGAGCAGUCAGAUAUAAUAAAACUAAAGAUCAGGCACCAGAAGUUAUCGGACAGUCUUCGUCAGACCCUGGACAUGGUUGCGGAUGAACAGGAGGCUCUGGAGGAGGUCGCAGCGGCGGUUGACGUCACGAGACACAAUACCUUCCACGUGGUACAAAGAAGACACCUAUUCCAGAAUGUGUGGAUUGGAGGAGAAAGGGUGGCAUUCUUCAGAGACUUAAAAGCAUCGGAAACAUUAAUCCGGGCGCUGUCAUCGUGGGUGCUGCAACCGUUAUUGCUGGAGGGCGCUCGUUCGUUAACUGCCGAUGACGCACGACGCGUGCGGCUCCCUAGCGAGCAACACCUGGACCUGCUGAUGACCGUGGUGCACCCGCGACCUCAAAACAUGAAGGUUGUGUUCGACGCGCCAGCUGUACUAGAAGAUUACGUCGGUUCAUUUGUUGACGAGUUGUCAUAUUUACACAAUGUCACCCUCAAGUCACAAUGGCUGCACCUCACGGAGUUCGACUUCCAGGCGAAACAGGUGUUGAGUCCUUCGGGUCCUCAGUGGUGGGUCAGCGUGGACCGGCUGCCGCUGCUCCUUACCCAGCUGGACGGACGAGGGCUAGGAACUAUUCGUCUUGCGGCGUACAUACUGCCCUGUGACGUCACACCGCUUGUAUUACACGACAGAGGAAGUCGAGUGGAGGCUGCAGUACCAGCUUUUAUGUCUCCUAAAUGGGGUGGUGUUGUAUUACUGAACCCCUCCUGUGAGGAAUGCUCCAAGGGUCAGUACGUGGUGCCCGUGAACAUGCUCAUGGGAACUUUCAUCUCACAACUCAGGAAACUACUCGGUAUCACUGAUAAGGUUAAUAUUCCCGAGGCGUAUCUGCUUCCUCUCGACUCCGUCUCACCGCGUCUUUGGGAAUUGGAUUCGCUCCUACGUCUGCGUACCCUGGAACAGGUCACUAGCGCACAGAGGAGCUUGAAGUCUCUAGCCAAACUUCUGGGCGAGAUCCCGAAUAUCGUGAUAACGGAUAAGGUGGGAAGCUACAUCCAGUCAGCUGUUCAACACGCACAUGAAGCUCGCGUGUACUGCGAACGUGGGUCCCUGGUGGAGGCGCACGAGCACGCGCGCUCCGCCAACGCCGCCGCUGAGACCGCCUUCACGGAACCCAGCCUGCUGGCACUGUUAUACUUCCCCGACGAUCAGAAAUACGCGAUCUACAUACCAUUGUUCCUACCCAUCAUGUUUCCCGUGAUACUGUCGUUGAAAAAUCUUAUUCUGUGGUUUAAGGGGAAACCGGUUGUUAAGGAGAAGACUGAUUAAAAUACAUAGAACAAUGCUUGUCCUAAGUCUUAUUAUAAAAGUGAAAUUCAUUUCAUAUUAAAUAAACAAACUGAAUCACCUAUUAUAAAAGUCUUUGUCUAUAAAGAGUGUUUAUAUUUUCUCUCAAUGUGUGUAUAUGGUUGAAAAAUAAUAUCAGAUUGUCAUAAUACAAAGCCUAUUUAUAUUAAUGCCACUGUAUUCUUUGCUUUACCAAAUGUUGAUAGCAAUAUAAAACUAUAAAUUA